Messenger RNA from Cordyceps fumosorosea ARSEF 2679, 1647 nucleotides. RefSeq names its product glutamyl-tRNA(Gln) amidotransferase subunit A. The record is from RefSeq and is a predicted model, not a curated record. Bases 1 to 1647 code for a protein of 548 amino acids. The transcript has a single exon. NCBI's taxonomy places the organism in Eukaryota, Fungi, Ascomycota, Sordariomycetes, Hypocreales, Cordycipitaceae.
AUGCGUCUCUGUGGUGCUUUUUCCGUGGCAAUCGUCAGCCUUUUGCUUCAUACCCAAGACAGCUUCGCAACGCUCAAGCAUGACUUUCAACUCCCGCUCCUUCUGGAUGCGACACUCGACGAAUUACGAACUGGUCUUGAUGCGGGCCGCUUCACCAGCAUGGAGCUGACAAAGGCAUAUAUUGCUCGCAUCAGAGAAGUCAAUGAGGAUCUGCAUGCCGUUACCGAAAUCAACCCAGAUGCCCUAGAUAUUGCUGCAGAGCUGGACCGGGUACGGGCACUCGCCACUGGUCCACUUCAUCCAUUACACGGGAUACCAAUCUUGGUUAAGAACAACAUUGGAACCGCUGACAAGAUGAACAACACUGCGGGAUCGACGGCCCUCCUUGGAGCAAAACUCAAGCAAGACAGUACUGUUGUGAGCAAGUUACGCGAAGCCGGUGUCGUCAUCCUGGGAAAGUCCAAUCUCUCCCAAUGGGCGGGCUCUCGCAGCCUACAGGCGAGCAACGGCUGGUCCGCGCACGGUGGUCAGACAAUCGGCGCCUACUUCCCGGAACAGGACCCUGAUGGCUCGUCGUCUGGCAGCGCGGUGGCCUCAUCAAUCGGACUAGCUUGGGCAUCGCUAGGUACCGAGACAUGGGGAUCGAUUUGCGAUCCUGCCCACGCAAACAACAUCGUGGGCAUCAAGCCGACGGUCGGACUCACCUCCAGGUUUCUCGUGAUUCCAAUCUCGGAGCACCAAGACACCGUGGGACCCAUGGCCCGCACCGUCAAGGACGCGGCAUACCUGCUUCAAACCAUCGCCGGACCUGAUGGCAAAGACAAUUAUACAGAAGCGGCACCGAAGACGCGACCGGACUACGUCGCUGCCUGCGACAAGGACGCACUCAAGGGCAAGCGACUCGGCGUGCCGAAGGAUUAUAAGGCUAUGUUUCCAUAUAUCUCGGCCGAUGUGUCGUUUGAAGUCUUUGAGUCUACAUUUCAGCUGCUACGCGACGCCGGAGCGGAGGUAUUGGAGCACAUCGAAAUGCCUGGGGUGGAACUCAUGAAGAGGGCAGGCAGGACGGGAAUUAUCAGCGGUGGUGAUUUUAUGACGGAUCUACCCAAGUACUUGGAUAAUCUGGAGACAAACCCAAAUGAUAUCCACGAUCUGUCCGAUGUGCGCGCAUUUACGGAUCAGUCAUCAACUGAGAGCGAAUUCGACUUUAUGCUGUUUAACAUGAUUUUGAAGCGCAACAUCAACAAUACGAUGCCAAUCUGGUGGGAAUACUACAAUGAACGAUUCUAUCAAAGCAAUGAGUUGGGCCUGAUUGGCGCCAUUCGCAACCACACCCUAGACGCUGUCAUACUGCCUUCUCCUAUUGCGACAAAAGUCGCCAUACAGGGCGCACCGGUGGUAUCCGUUCCCAUGGGCCACACCGGUCGGAACACGCUGUAUCAUCGCAACGAGGUUGACACCCUCAACAACAUGGGGCCGAACCACCCAUUUGGAUUUGGGUUUGCGGGUGACUACUUUUCAGAGGACAAGCUGAUUGGCAUGGCGUAUGCGCUGGAGCAGCUCACACAGGUGCGCAAGACGGUGAAGCCGCACAUCCAGCCGAAGACCGAGUUGAAGGACGUGGCAGCAUUCAAGAGCGAAGAGCUGUAG